CAUUCAGCUACGCUGGCAUGGUCUAAGGGAGGAAAAGGUUGCUGCAUCAAACAUAUUACGUGAUGUCAAAAGGCUAGAGGAAGAGUUGGAAAGGUUGGCUGAGGAAAAAAAAAAUCAAGCUGAGCUCGGUGAGAAGUGAAAUGCAGAGAGUGGAAGCGCUUGGAGUGGAAAGCAGAGGAAGGGAUUCGCAAGCUCAAUCGUUCGAUCAAACUGCAAAAGCCAAUCGUUCGACCAAG
Messenger RNA from Linum tenue, 236 nucleotides. Lineage: Eukaryota; Viridiplantae; Streptophyta; Magnoliopsida; Malpighiales; Linaceae. The record is from the annotation of a GenBank genome assembly.